Lottia gigantea (owl limpet) is the source of this 1312-nucleotide messenger RNA. RefSeq lists its product as hypothetical. The transcript is spliced from 3 exons. The coding region runs from base 197 to 562 and encodes 121 amino acids. The record is from RefSeq and is a predicted model, not a curated record. Lineage: Eukaryota; Metazoa; Mollusca; Gastropoda; Lottiidae.
CUGCUUUGUUAACAAUAAUCUUUUUGUUCAUUUACCGAAACCAAACUUUACCAGUUAUUUUAAACGACAUGGCUAUGAUGUAUCGGGAAAGUAAACGGUGAGGGGAAUUCCUUAUUUCACUUCGUACCUGGUACAAGAAGAAAAUAUACUACAGUUUGGACAUACUCCCGAAUUGUUGAGAUUUUAAUUAUUCACAAUGGAAGGCCAAGUUUUUAAUCCCAAAAGAACAGUUUUAAUUGAAGAAGAUUUAUUAGAUCACGUGUAUGAUCCGCCUCUGUGGUCAGGUGGUCCAUAUCUGAAAAUGGUUGACGAAGAAAUCAAUUUUUGCUACUCUCCUGUGAGCGAUCCUCUGUUAAGAACUAGACUGUCAAUUGAUGACACUGGAAGUGAAUCUCUUAAAGAGUUCAACCAAGUUCAAGAAUGUAGAAUUAACCUAUCAAAUGCCUAUCCACACACAACACUGCCUAGUCAUAACAACAGAUUAUCAAGAAAGACAAUGUAUUUGAUAUCAACCUGUUUAGCAAUAUCUGGACUUUUAUUUUUAUUUUCCUUUUGUUUAUGAUGACAUGAGAAAUUAUAUGUUCAACUGAUUAAGGAAAUAGACGGUUGUGCAAUAUUCCAAGAUAAGGAAAAUUGUGAUAUGAAUCUGAAUCGUACAUGUGUCUUUAUAUGAACAAGUGCAUACGUUUAUAGUGGCGACUCGUGAGAUUAAUUUUGAAGACAGUGCCUUGUUUAUCUGGAAUUUUGUAACACCUAUGGUGCCUUGUUUUACGUGCCUUCACUUAAGUCGAAUAGUAUCUAGUACAUACUUUUAUAAACUACGCCAAAAGUAACAAAACAGAACAAGUGCAGCUGUUGACAAAACAGAACAAGUGCAGCUGUUGAAUGGCAAAACACUGUGAUGACUAUUCUAAGUGAACUAUUAGCUAAUGUUGCUCAAGUAUGUGACCCCAGUUGGCCUAUUAAUAAGAAUGGGGAAAAUGCUUCUGAACUUUGCCUUUGUGUGUCGAGUAGACGGACUUCGACCAAGUUAUGUGUUGAGUUUGUGCUCACUUUUGCCAGGUGGAAAACUGGAUCUGAAGUGCGCUCUGGUAAAUAUGAAAUAUGUGUCAAGGUAUUUGCCAAUAUUAGUAGAUAAAUCCUUUAAAACUGUUUCCAUCGACAAUAUUUUGUUAUAUUGACUCUAUGAAACGUGUUACAGCCACGUUUAAUUUUAACAAUGCAAAAUCAUCCUCAUAUUAAAUUUUAUCCACAUUUUAUUCAUCUAGAAAUAUCACUUUUAUUCAUUCGUUAUGAUUUUUGUUAUUAAAUC